This is a messenger RNA of Podarcis muralis (Common wall lizard), 2123 nucleotides long. It is a transcript of the gene SOCS3, whose product is annotated as suppressor of cytokine signaling 3. Gene Ontology annotation, biological process: intracellular signal transduction; phosphatidylinositol phosphate biosynthetic process. Gene Ontology annotation, molecular function: 1-phosphatidylinositol-3-kinase regulator activity. Lineage: Eukaryota; Metazoa; Chordata; Lepidosauria; Squamata; Lacertidae. The record is from RefSeq and is a predicted model, not a curated record. Gene Ontology annotation, cellular component: phosphatidylinositol 3-kinase complex.
AAAAGCCAAAGGGGCUCCCGCUUCCCUUGCAAAAGCCUCGCCAACAAGCCGUGCGCUGCCGGCGCCCCGCUUCCCGCUGCCUCCUUUCUCGUCGCUCCCCAGGUCCGUGUUCUAGCAAGCCGCUGCAUCCGGCAGCAGCCCCGAUCGCUCGGGAAAGCUGGCUCCCUGCGCCAUGGUCACCCACAGCAAGUUCCCCAGCGCCGGGAUGAGCCACCCGCUGGACACCAGCCUGCGCCUCAAGACUUUCAGCUCCAAGAGCGAAUACCAGCUGGUGGUGAACGCUGUGCGCAAGCUGCAGGAGAGCGGCUUCUACUGGAGCGCGGUGACAGGUGGGCAGGCCAACCUGCUGCUAAGUGCCGAGCCCACGGGAACCUUCCUCAUCCGAGACAGCUCGGACCAGCGGCACUUCUUCACCCUCAGCGUCAAGACCGAGUCGGGCACCAAAAACCUGCGGAUCCAGUGCGAGGGGGGCACCUUCUCUCUCCAGAGUGACCCUCACAGCAGCCAGCCCGUGCCUCGCUUUGACUGCGUCCUGAAGCUGGUCCAUCACUACAUGCCCCUCCCCGAGCAGCAGCCAGGGCAGGCGCCGCACCCCAAACGUGCCUACUACAUCUACUCAGGUGGGGAGAAGAUCCCGCUGGUGCUGAGCCGCCCUCUCUCGUCCAAUGUGUCCACCCUGCAGCAUUUGUGUCGCAAGACGGUCAACGGGCACUUGGAUUCCUACGAGAAGAUGACCCAGCUCCCAGGUCCCAUCAAAGAAUUCCUGGACCAAUAUGACGCUCCCUUCUAAGUGGCUUCUUCAGUGGGGGUGGCCCACCACACAAGCACAAGGACAGGACUUGGAAAAUGAUGGCUAACGAGAUUACAGGGCGAGACAAGAGACUUUUUUUCCCAUUCUGGCUUGUGGAAUAAGAGGGGCUGGGGGCAUGGAGCAGGCAAGGAGCCUCUGCCCAGCACAGAGACGGUCUUGCUGUUGUUUGUUCUGGAUGGUUUGCCCAUGGAUGGGGUACUCUGUGCAAGAGACCGAUGAUGGUGCUUGACUAUGGAACGGGCUGCUGCUCCUUCACACAAUUGUCCUUCCCAGCUACAGCCCAGGAAAUACUGUGUUUAUCUGGCUUGUGCUGGGCAUAUCAGAAUGGUUUGCAACCCUCCCUAACCCAUGGACAGUUUACAAAGAGCAUUUGCUCUGCACUGGCCCAGACCACCUCUAGUAACCUUUGACCAAAACCAUUCUGCAGAGACAAUGAAACUAAUGCACUGGAAUCCAGCUAGUGCCUGAAGACCGACUUUUCCUCAGUUUUAAGGGGAAACCUUUUUAUAUUGUUAUUCAUCUUUACCUCUCUCAACCUCCUGGAGGGGCAGAAUAUCUUUUCAUCCAAAGCCUCUUCCUCAAAGGAACUGCCGCACAUCCAUACAGGGGACUAAGCCUUAAAACAAACUCCACAUCCUCUGAUCCCAUGGACCUGGGUUGUUACUGCACACUGCAUGGGGGAAUGCCAUAUACUCUCUGUGCAAGCAAUGGAGGACAUCAUUUUACAAAAUUGGCACCACUGCUUUUAGAAAACCUAAAUGGAUAAUGAAUGAUCUAGCCAUUUCCCCCAAAGCGUUAUUCAGCUUUGGCUCCUGCGCCCAGACUGAUAAUCUCUUGCCUUUAUUCUUGGGUUUUCAGCUCAUCAAAGAAUGGUCUUGUAUCUACACAGAGGUUGUGGAUUUGCUUGGGCCCUAAAUCGCACUGAAUAACCGAAAAACAUACAGGAAUGUAGCAACAACAGAAUUACCUGGAACUCUUAUUAUUUUUUUGUAAAAAGGAAAAACCAAAAAAAACUGUAACCAAAAUUUUGUGUGUUCAUCUUAUUUUUCCAUAUCAGGGUUUUAGAAGGGCAGAUGAGGUUUUGUUUUUACAGAAAGAAAUGUUUACAGACCUGCCUUAAAAAAAAUAUCAUUCUGUCUUUUAUAAAGAUUCCACCCUUCAGCCUUGCAGGCUGUUAGACAUGCUUGAAGACUCAACCAAAAAAAUCAAAACUUGGAAGAAAACUUUGCACAUCUAUUUAUAUUUAUAGUCAAUGGAUUUUAAAAAUGACGUUCAUUAAUUUAUAAUAAAAGGCACUAUUUUUUAAAUGAAA